Messenger RNA from Lathyrus oleraceus (garden pea), 867 nucleotides. RefSeq lists its product as uncharacterized. Lineage: Eukaryota; Viridiplantae; Streptophyta; Magnoliopsida; Fabales; Fabaceae. The record is from RefSeq and is a predicted model, not a curated record. The coding region runs from base 1 to 867 and encodes 288 amino acids. The transcript has a single exon.
AUGGCAUCAUUAGUCACCAACUUCUCUGGUUUUGUCCUAUUCUUUCCCAUUGGCAUUCAUCGCUUACUCUCUUCUUCCUCUUUCUAUCUUCAAAAUCCAUCUCACUUCCGAUCUAAGCUCUGGUAUUUCUCCGACCCAAAAUGGAAAAAUCUUGAUCUCUAUCUUCUUCUCAUAGCUUUACCUUUAGCAUCUUUCUCCGAAUUUUUUCUCUUUCUCUCGUUUUCUCACCACCCCACUUACAGAUUCUCAUUCUUCCAGCAAUCAUUCGCUGUUUUAGCUUUCUGGGUCUUGAUCAUAUUGAUCAUUUUGAUUGAAUAUGUUAACUCAUUCUCUGUUACUGAAAGUUUUGUUUUUCUUUUUGGUGGUGUUGUUUUUCUGAUGGAGUAUUCUGUAAUGGAUAAAGGGAUUUCUGGUGUUGCUGGUGUUGUAUAUGGAUUGUUAGGUGGAUUGACUCUUGUAUGUGCUUUUACAUGCUUCUAUCUGGCAGUUAAGCCAACUGCUUUUUUUGCUGAGUUUUUGUUGUCUUCUGGAUUGGUUUUCAAGGGGACUUGGUUGUUGCAAAUUGGGUUUUCUUUGUAUACAAAUACUUUUGGGUUAAAAGGGUGUCAAAAGAUUUCGAUUAUGAGUUUGACACCUCAGAUGGAGAAUGUGGAUAUUCUGUGUGAUCUUGAUGAGGAUAGUUUGAGAGGUGCUGCUAUGAUGGAGCUGUUGUUCAUUUUGCAUGCUAUUGUGGUGUUAAUUUUGGGGUUUGGAUUGUUUGGAGUGUUGGCGAGUAAGAGGAAUUUGAGAUGCGGCGAGGUGAAGGGACCGUUGCUGUCUGAGCUUGAAUCCACAAGUGGGAGGAUGUGUGAUCUCGAGAUGGGGUGA